AUGAAUUUGGGAGGAGGAAACCAAUGUGGACGUUGUAAGAAGACAGUUUACUUUGCAGAGGAGGUACUCUGUGACAGUCGGCGAUUCCAUAAGUCUUGCUUCGUGUGCUUGGCAUGUGGGAAACGACUAGACAGUACAACUGUUGCUGUUCAUCUGGAUGAAAUCUAUUGCAAGGGAUGCUACAACAAGAAUUUCGGGCCAAAGGGUUACGGUUAUGGUGUGGGAGCAGGGACCCUUACCAUGGACAAGGGAGAAGGUCAGGGUAUCACACACGAAGUACCUGCUCCUCAUCGCUCAACCACCAACCCAAACCCAUCAAAGUUUGCUCAGAAAUUUGGAGGGUCAGAGAAGUGCCCUCGUUGCGGCAAGGCUGUCUACGCCGCGGAGAAAGUGAUUGGAGCUGGCAGCUCAUGGCACAAGACAGGCUGUUUUCGCUGCGCCUCGUGUGGUAAGGGACUUGAGUCAACAACACUUGCUGACAAGGAUGGAGAAAUAUACUGCAAAGGGUGUUAUGCAAAAAGCUUUGGUCCAAAGGGGUAUGGAUAUGGAAGUGGGGCCGGAGCUCUCCCACUCACUCAGUAG
Messenger RNA from Nerophis lumbriciformis (worm pipefish), 582 nucleotides. NCBI's taxonomy places the organism in Eukaryota, Metazoa, Chordata, Actinopteri, Syngnathiformes, Syngnathidae. The record is from RefSeq and is a predicted model, not a curated record.